Molecule: messenger RNA, 453 nt
Organism: Epithele typhae
Lineage: Eukaryota; Fungi; Basidiomycota; Agaricomycetes; Polyporales; Epitheliaceae
Exons: 3
Source: RefSeq, a predicted model, not a curated record
AACGGCGGCACGGUCUGCGAACACGCGAAGGACGCGGACACGGUGAUCGUGCGGCGUGCCGGGCUGGAGGAGCUCCGCCGCCGAUACCGCUCGCUGCCCACGCGGUACGCCGAAGGGCCCGAUUUCGUCAAGGAAUGCAUCAGGAACAAGAAGUACGCGCACCAUCCCGUCUUGCCGCGGCCCAUGGGCGGGCUACCCUCCCGGGGUGUCAGGCAGCGCAUCGAGUUCACGUAUCGGGACGAGUGGAACUUGGUCCGGUACCUCGCGGUGCGGAUUCCGUACCCAGAGACUGGUGGGCGGAUGGGUAACGGGGUAUAUAACGAGCUCAUGGAGGAUGCUCGAGACUCGGAUUUUGCCUGGGCACUCCGGCAUACAGCACACUCGUGGCGAGAGCAUUACAAGAACAACCAAAAAUGGUUCGAUGACAUGAUCGAGAGCAUCGUCGAGAAGAAU